Asterias rubens (European starfish) is the source of this 1500-nucleotide messenger RNA. RefSeq names its product trichohyalin-like. Gene Ontology annotation, biological process: actin filament bundle assembly. Gene Ontology annotation, cellular component: plasma membrane; actin cytoskeleton. The record is from RefSeq and is a predicted model, not a curated record. Bases 140 to 1426 code for a protein of 428 amino acids. The transcript has 16 exons. Lineage: Eukaryota; Metazoa; Echinodermata; Asteroidea; Forcipulatida; Asteriidae. Gene Ontology annotation, molecular function: actin filament binding.
ACGAUCGAUAUGGAACCAGUGAUUGUGUGAAGUACCCAGAUUUGUGUGAAAACAGUUCGCGACUACUUGUGGAUUCGCAAAGUUCCGAGUUUAUUUGAACCCAGAAAACAGCUUUUAAGGUCGUUAGUUAAUAAACAUUAUGAUGGCUGAUGAUGAACGUGCUCGUCGUCGUGAGGAGCGUCGUCGUCGGAGACAGGAAGAAAAAGAACAAGACGAUAGAGAAUUAGCUGCCUCAAAGGAGAAUGUGACUGUGAUAAAAACUUCUUAUCAUAGUUCCCGUCAAAAUGGAUCCGAAAUGGAAGUGAAGUUGAAAAGGACGACAGAGAUCACCCUUGAGAGGUCAGAUGAUAAAUCUGAUAUCAAUGAAGCAGAAAGAAAAGCUGAGGAGCUUCGUCUGAAACGUGAGCAUGAACAAGAAGAGCGUUACAGAGAACAGAGGGAGGAAAUUCGCUUGAGUAGACAGCAGGGUGAACUGGAACGGCAAGAGCUUGAGGAAAGGAGGGAGCGUCGUCGACGUAAACACGAAGAAGACGAGCAGCGUCAGAAACAGGAGGAGGAAGAAAGACUUGCUCGCGAAGCGGAGGAUGCUAAGAAGCUUCGUGAAGAGAUUCAAAAACGUCGUCAAGAAGCCGAGGAGAAACGUCGAAAUAUCCAGAAUUCCUUGGAGUAUGUUCAACCCAUGUACAGCAUCUCGGACAGUAUUUUCCAAGCUGAGAAGGAACGAGACAUGACACCUGAGGAGCUUGCUUAUCAUAAGGAGACGAUUCUUGAUGAACGUGUCCCUCCCCUCAGCGUCUCUUCUCAUACCAGUAUGGAACGCCUCAAGGAACUUGCCUUAAAUCUUCAGGCCAAGCUGGUUGAAGUAUAUGAAGUAAAGUUUGACUUGAUGAAACGUAGAAAACGUCAAGAUUAUGAUUUGGUCGAGUUGCAGCAACGCAUAGCCGACUUGAGUAAAGUGGCUACUCCCAAGAAGCCUAUUGUGAUCACCAUAGAUACUGGACAUGUGAGCAAGAUCAAGGAGAAAGGAUUCUUUGUUGAAGACAAAAAGCCUGCGAAGAAGUCUUUCUUACAAGAGCGUAAUGAGGGUAUAGCAGCAAGCGGAGGAGUUCAAGGUCGUCUAAAUAUGUUCCAGACAAAGAUUGGACAUGGAGAGGACCAGACUGACAUCAAAAGGUCUUCUGGAAAGUCAUCCUGGAAAGCACCGGCUUAUGAUAAGUGCAUCAUCUGUAACAAGAAUGUGUACACUCUGGAACGUCUUGAAGUAGCUAAGAAGUUAUACCACAAGCAAUGCUUCAAAUGUGAACACUGCAAGAAGGUUACAAGUUUGUCCAACUAUGCCUUGUUUAAUGGCAAGGUUUACUGCAAGCAACAUCAGCGUAAAGUGGAACGAGAGAGCUUGCAACAAGGUGUUUCUGCUCGGCCAUAAUUGAUUGGUUUAGAAUGAACAGGCGUCUGGUUAGGAAGUCUGUGACUGUAAUAGAUCAUCUUACUAAGUUACUG